GUAUCUACCGAGAACCCCACGGGUGGAUCCCCAUCUGGGAUCUGCCCCGCCCCCCAACCCUGACCUCCAGAGCUCAAACUCAACAGAACCCCCCACUGAUACCUCUAACCCGCCCUCUGUCCCCAAACUGUCAUCAUCCCUGGGUUUCCAGAAAGACCCGAGGUAGCAGCCAUUAUGAUGCAUUUCCUGAGGCCACACACUGAACCAAGACCAGAAUGUGUAUUGAAUAAAUUUAAUCGUAAUUUGCUAUUAAUAGCUAACACUAAUUGAGCGCCUGCUGUGUGCCCAUCCUCUCCUUAACUGCAUGAUAAUUUACUUGCUUAUCUUGUUGAUCGGCUCUUUCUCACUUCCAGAAUCUAAUCCUCCCAAGGGCAGGGAUUUUAGUCUAUUUUGUUCGCUGCCACUUCCCCACCCCCACACCUCCCACCUUCCUUCCCCACACCCAUCACAAUGCCUGGCACGCCAGGAAAACUCUGGAAAUAAUGCAUGAAAAUUAAAUAAUAAUAAGAAUGCCUAACAUUAACCAAUCCCCUUCUGCAUGUUUAUCACCUAUUGAGAUACAUUUUGCUGAUUCCCCUUUGUUGUCUGUUUUCCUGACUAGAAUGACAAGUUCCUGGCAGCCAGGGUUUGGUAACAAUUUUCCCAGUUGUUUGUCCUUGCCACACAGUAGGUUCUCAAUAGCUGUAUGCAGAAUAGGUAAUAAAGGCUAAAUUCUAAUGUUAAUGGAUAGCUGACCUCAUAAUUUGCUGAUUUACUUGGUUUAUUGUCUCCACCUUUUAGAAUACAAACUCCCUGGGGGCAGGAAUGUUGCUCAGCUUAUAAUAUGUGAUGGGGCACUAUGUGGGGCUUGGGGAUCAAUCAACAGUGAUACAAAACCAAAUAAAAACUGACCAAAAUCCCUGCUCUCCCUCCUCCGGAACAGGGAGGGACUGCUAAUGGGCAGGAGAUUUCUUUUCCGGGUGAUGGAAAUAUUUUAAAAGUAGAUUAUGGUGAUGGUGGGGGCGCAUGCGACUCCAGACCUCGAGGUUGUAGGUUCGAGUCGCGUGUUGGGUGUAGAGAUUACUUAAAGGGAAAAAAAAAAAAAAAAGAUUAUGGUGAUGGUUGCAGAACAGUUGAAUAUACUAAAAAACAGUGAAUUGUGCACUUUAACUGGAUUAGCUUUAUGGUCUAUCAAUUAAAAGUAAAUAAAACUUUUUAAAAUCACUGCCUUCACAUAGAGGGAAUGAGACAGAAAUUAAGCAACAUAAAUAAUGUAUAUAGCAUAUUAGAGGGUGAUUCGCACACACCUAGGCCCUUAGGGAAAGUGAUGCGAUGCCACCCAACUGUCCCCUUGCCCCCAAAUGGUCUUGCCUAACCUACCCCCGUCCCCAUUGUCUUUUCUUCUCUUUCCCUCGUAGGGUCUGGUGUUCACAUCCCUUCCCUGAGCUGCCCACGGGGUAAUGGCACUGCCAAGAAAGCCUAACAUGUUUGAUCUGGGCCUGGGCACGUGGAGCCUUAGCUCCCAGGAGGAGAGCCAGAGGGCGCAGGGACCCCCCAAGGGUGUCAGCAAGCAGCUGCCUGAGUACAAGGCGGUAGUGGUGGGCGCGAGUGGCGUGGGCAAGAGUGCGCUCACCAUCCAGCUGAACCACCAGUGCUUCGUGGAAGACCACGACCCCACGAUCCAGGAUUCCUACUGGAAGGAGGUGGCCCUGGGCCACGGGGGCUGCAUUCUGAAUGUCCUGGACACGGCAGGGCAGGCCACCCAUAGGGCCCUGCGUGACCAGUGUGUGGCGAUCGGGGAUGGUGUGCUGGGGGUCUUCGCCCUGGAUGACCCCUCGUCUUUAGCCCAGCUGCAGCAGAUGCGGGCCACCUGGGGCCCUCACCACACCCAGCCCCUGGUCCUUGUGGGCAACAAGUGUGACCUUGUGACCAGCACCGGAGACGCUCGUGCGGCCGCUGCAGCCCUUGCAAAGAGCUGGGGAGCCCCCUUCGUGGAGACCUCAGCCAAGACGCGGCAAGGUGUAGAGGAGGCCUUCACCCUGCUCAUCCAUGAGAUCCAAAAGGUCCGGGAGGCCAUGGCAAAAGAGGCCGUGGCAGGGCCAGGUGGGGAGAAGGGCCGGCACGAGAAGGCCAUGUGCCGCUGCGGCUGCUCCGUGGCCUAAAGAUCUUGGUCAAGAAAAGCGGCCCUCCCCCAGGCCAGGGUGGUGGUUCCUAGACAUGCAACCUCGGGAGCAGCUAGCUGUGUGGGGACACUGUUGGUGUACGGGGGAUAGAUGAAUCCCUCUCUCUCUCGGGGAGUUUUUUGUUUGGUGAUGGGCAUCUGAUAAUGUAGGGCAUAGUACUGGUUACUGUUGAGCUAAGAGAUUUUGUGCAAAAAUAAAUGGUGU
Messenger RNA from Panthera uncia (snow leopard), 2366 nucleotides. RefSeq names its product ES cell expressed Ras (gene ERAS). The record is from RefSeq and is a predicted model, not a curated record. Lineage: Eukaryota; Metazoa; Chordata; Mammalia; Carnivora; Felidae. The coding region runs from base 1440 to 2141 and encodes 233 amino acids. Gene Ontology annotation, molecular function: GTP binding; GTPase activity; GDP binding. Gene Ontology annotation, biological process: Ras protein signal transduction. The transcript has a single exon. Gene Ontology annotation, cellular component: plasma membrane.